Molecule: messenger RNA, 2346 nt
Organism: [Torrubiella] hemipterigena
Lineage: Eukaryota; Fungi; Ascomycota; Sordariomycetes; Hypocreales; Clavicipitaceae
Source: the annotation of a GenBank genome assembly
GAAAAUGGCGGGGCUUCGGCUGUUUUCGUUGCGUCAUGCUGCUUGUGUGCCUGACCAGAACCAGCUACCCUUGUGGCGGAACUUCACUUGUCCACCACAUCACCAGGUCGAACUUUUGCCACUGCAGAUUUUGCACUGCGGUUUGGUUGAUUGCAAAACUUUUGAGACAUUCACCACAGUCUGACCACUAGAAGGGACUAUUUCACCACUGCCGCCGACCAACAAACGAAAACGUACGGCGCGGGGGCAAACGACGAGACGCGGGAAGCUACUUGACACCCUCAACAACCAGUACAAUUUUGAUAAACCCGUCGGAAAUUGGGCAACAUGGAUGAGGAGGCGUCGACUUUUGUCGCCAUCACAGGCUCCAGCGAUGAGGUUGCUCGUGGCUUCCUCGAACUUGCAGGUGGUAACUUUGAGCGCGCCGUGGAGAUGUUCUAUGAGAACCCUGAUCUAGUCUCUGGCAUGCGGGCUGGUGCAUCGACUACUGCAGCUGCAUCUAGUGGACGCCCACAACGCCAAGGGGGGCCAAGCACAUCAAGGAAAGUUGGCCGUGAGGACGCCAGCGGCGUGAUACACAUUAGUGACGACGAUGACGAUGACGACGGCGACGAGUAUAUGGAAAUGGACGACGAUAUCGAUAGCGACAACAACCAUGAUGAUGAUGCUGUAGCAGCAGCCCACGCUGCAAACAUGGCACAAGAAGAGGAGGAUGCUGCUAUGGCUAAGCGGCUACAGGAGGAACUAUACCAACAAGGAGGAGCUGGGCCGGCUGGCGAAGACGUUCGCGCGCCGAUUGCCAGAACAACAGAAACAUUGAUUGCUCCUAAUGCAUCGUGGGGGGACGAUGACGAUGAUGCAGACAUGCAGCAUGCCUUUUUGGAGCAGCUUAGACGGAGACAACGUGCAAACCAGCGAACUGCAGCGGGCCCGUUUAGCCAAGGAAUUUGGUCUGACGGUAACCCGCUGACUGGCUCUCGGGACAGCAGCUCGCACUCGAGACGACUUGAAGAUCUAUUCCGGCCGCCACACGACCUUAUGGCACGGCUGGAGUGGGAAGAAGCCCGCCAGCUUGGCAAAGAAGACAAGAAGUGGAUCUUGGUCAACCUACAGGAUAUGAGCGACUUUAACUGCCAAGCCCUGAAUCGUGAUAUCUGGAAGGACGAAGCGAUCAGAGAGUUGGUUAAAGAAAACUUCUUGUUUUUGCAGUACGACAAGGAUUACCCUGAUGCGCAAGAGUACAUAACAUUCUACUUUCCGAAUCGAGGACACGAGAAUCCCGACAACUACCCUCAUGUGUCUAUUGUCGAUCCCCGAACCGGAGAACAAGUCAAAGUCUGGAGCGGCCGACCAUUUCCCAAGGCAGCCGAGUUUCAUGCCGAGUUGGCAGAGUUUCUUGAUCGCUACAGUCUUGCAGCGAACAGCAAGAACCCGGUUGCUAAAGCUGGAGCCCCAAAACCCAAGGUCAUUGAUGUGGACCGCAUGACGGAGGAAGAGAUGCUGGAGAUGGCUCUCAAGAACAGCAUGGCCGGAGCGUCUGGGUCUACGGGCGAAAGCAGUGGUGCAGCAUCUACACCGAAUAUUGUAGACCCGGAUUCGUUGACCAAGGCAACAGCAACCACGCAUGACGGAGCUCAGGAUGCCGAAAUGGAGGCUGAUGAGAGCGACGAGUUUGCCCAGAUUGCGUCCGACGAGCCGCACUCUGAGCCAGAUAACAACCCUGCAACGACAACAAGGAUCCAGUUCCGUCACCCUACUGGCCGAGUGAUUCGACGAUUCGCUGUUGCCGACCCUGUCCGUCGCAUCUUUGAGUGGCUCAAGGCAGAGCCGUUGGAGGGCUACGAUGGGGUGAAGUUUGAGCUGAAGAAGAUGCCUCAAGGGCAGGACUUGUUAGGCAGCUUGGAUGCCUCCAUUGAAGAAUCCGGUCUGAAGCAGGGCACGGUCAUGAUUGAAUUCAUUCAGGAUUAGGUACAUAGCGGCAGCGGUCAGCCAGUUUACUGACUGUCUGUGACGUGCCAAUUUCGCUAUAUAAGACUAGACGCGCGUUGUAGAUAGACGAAGCACCCAAUUGGGCAAGCAAAAUGCAGGAAUAGAUAUGCAUUAAUGAACAUAAAUAACACAAAAGUCCCUGGCAUAAGACGGAAAAAAAACGCAAAAGGAAAAAAAAACUGUGACCAUGCACAAUGCACAAUGCACAAAGCGCAACGGCAUAAUACAAGAGUAAUUAAUGAAAUACAAGGCUGUUGGAAUGGUGGUGGACCAGCGAGGACCCUUUGCAAGUCAGCACAGCGGGAUGAUGGUGAGACAAGGGCAGGCGAGCGAUACCUGGAAAGAUUGAAAUAAAAU